CAGCUUGUGACCAUGGGCAUUCCUACAGUGAUUUUCCGAGUAGCAGUCGCCGUUUUUGCCGUAACGACCACUGCAGCCGCAGGCAACACGACAGCGAGCCCAAGCUCCGCGGCCAAUUCAACGGCGAGCCCGACCAAGAACACGACGGCGCCAUUGCCGCUGUUUGGCACGAACCACGCCGUGGGCGACGGCACCGGGUGGUUCUUUGACUGGAAGGCGAACGCCUCUGUCGCCAACUACUCCGCCUGCGCUGUGAACCGCACCUUCUACCUCGGCGACUACCUCAGCUUCAAGACGGACACCGGCAACACGGUGGUGCACACGACGAACGCCACGGUCUACAAGCGCCGGCGUCGCGGCGAGCGGCGCCAGCGGGUGGAAGCCGGAGGGGGCGCUCCUCGCUGUGAUGCUCACGGCGGAGGGCGCCAACUACUUCUUCUCGAACGCCUAGAACGGGGAGCACUGCCACAAGGGGAUGCGGUUUCAGGUCAGCGUGGCGCGUGGCCGCGGUCUCCCGUCAGUGCCGCCGUCAUACUACGAGCCGCUCUCCGGCGAAGCGCCGGCGGGGAUUGUCGCCGUGUGGGUCAUUGCGAUGACUGCAGCCUUUGCUGCGUUUGUGUUUUCUUGAUUAUUAUUUAUUCACAACACAAAGUCAUCGCCGGCGUUUUGGGCAUGUUCUUUCCUAGCGUUGUCCUCAAGAAUAUUUGUAACACCAUGUUUUGUUAGACAAAGAAAAAUAGUAUCUUUGGCCUUGUUUAGUUCGUGAAUUUUUUGUUUGUAUUUA
Molecule: messenger RNA, 784 nt
Organism: Sorghum bicolor (sorghum)
Lineage: Eukaryota; Viridiplantae; Streptophyta; Magnoliopsida; Poales; Poaceae
Exons: 2
Coding region: 13-726 (237 amino acids)
Molecular function (GO): electron transfer activity
Source: RefSeq, a predicted model, not a curated record